UCGUUUUAUUUUAAUGUAAAAUUUAGGGAUAUUGUGAGGAGCGCGCAUUUUCUGCGAACUCAUGACGAUUUUAUUGAUGUUACGUUCCACUGCGAUGGAGGUGCGGUUCAUGCACAUAAGGUUAUGCUGAUCAAUGAGUCUAGUUUUCUCUCCGAUCUAUUCAAGAUAUCCGCUGAGAAACAGUCUCCGUCUGCUCCCACAGAGAUAUCUCUACCCGGAGUAAGGAAACCCAUCCUCACUAAACUCGUCCAGUAUCUCUAUCAGGGACAGACAACCAUAAAGUCUGCAGCUGACAAGGAUGAAUUUAUGUCUGUUGCAAGAACUCUGGAUAUUAUACUAAACCUGGAGGAUGAGUCUCCGGUCGACUCGGAAGAUGGGGGAGAGACGAACAACCUGGAGCCCUCCAGUCCAAUUCCUAUACCUAUUCCAGCUAAGAAGGUUGUUAAGAAAGGAGGAAAGAAAUCUAAGAAAGGAGCGGGGAAGAAGGAUGAUGAUAAGGAACAAGAAGAGACAGAAGAUCAGAAAGGAGAUAACGAGAAUAGAGAUGGCACUUCCUCCCCCCAGAAUCCUCAACAAGAGCCCGUUGAUGAAUCCGGAAAGGAACAUUCUAGAUAUUUUGUGAGCGCUAUGAAGGAUUGUUUGAAGGUGGACGUGAGGAACUGCACCAAGGAUACGGACGGAGAAGUUCUAAAAUACUACUCGUCCUACCUGUCAGGGUCCACCAGCUCUUCUCCAGUUCCCCAGCUGGCUCCGAACCCCUUGUUCGACGAAGACGAGGACAUGUUUGCCAACGACGAUGACACGUUUGCCAACGACGAUGACGACCUGAUUUUUGAACCCAGUAAACCUGACGAUUCCCCUAAGGUAGACAAGGACGACAGUCCUAUGGAAACUGGCAGGAAAAGAAAAACGUCCGGACGAUCUAAAACCCAGGCAGUUUCUAAAAAAAGAAGAAAUACCAAAGAGUUCGAAGAAGUUGGGACGGUUUCUGGAUCUCUUCGUGUCGAUGAAAUGUCCACUCCGACAAAGAAAGCUGGAAAGCUUGUUAAGAAGACGGACGUGGAGAACAUCCUUCCGGUUGAUGAAGAGUCUCCGCGAAUGAGAAAGAGCAGCGGAAGAUCAACCACUUCUAUGAAAGGGAAAACCACUCCGGAAAAUAUAGAUCUUGAAGGAAAAGAUGAUGAUGUUUCUUGCACACCCUCGUCAAACCCGAGCAAGAAGGUGGACAGGUCUAGAAGAAAAUCAAAGGUUCAAGAAAAAAAAGAAACUGAAUCGGAGGAAAUCAGCGGUCCCAAGAAAGCUUCUGAGAAGAAAAAGAGAGGGCGUAAAAGUGUUGGCAAAGAAAAAACUAAAAACAUCUCUGAAGAGAAAGAGGAAGAAGAUGAAGACAAUGAUGAGGACGAUGUAGGGGGAAUAGAGGAAGUAGAUUAUGAGGUGGAGAAGGUUGUAGAUAAAAAAGGAACCGGCAAGAAUUUGUUAUAUCUGGUGAAAUGGAAGGGUUGGGAUCUUCCUGAAGAUCAAACCUGGGAACCUCUAGAAAACCUGGAGAACGCCAAGCACCUUGUGACAGUAUUCGAGAAUUCCCUGAAGAAAAAGCCAGAGAUUAAAGCGGGACGGGGGUCUAAGAAAUCCCCUCCGGAGAAAACAGAUUCCAACGCUGAAGGUUCAGAACAUGAGGAUGAGAAGGAUGAAUCUGAAGACGAGUCUGAAGCUGUACUAAUGUGUCCAGAUUGUUUGUUGAUUUUCGUGUCUAAAAAGGGGAUGAAGCGACACAAAGAAAAUUGUAAAAAGCAAGAACCCUCAUCAACUCAGGAGACCGAAACCAAAAACUCUUCACCAUCAGAGAAGAACGUGGCCGUUUGUUUUAAAUGUUUGAUCGAGUACUCAAAAGUUUCUGAUCUGAAAAACCAUCUUCUUGAUCACUUCAAGAAGGAACUACGGAGCAAGUUACCUAAUAAGAAACCCUGGACCUGUCCAACCUGCUCCAAGAAGAUGUCGGACGUGAAUACACUUAUUAAGCAUUUUGCUUAUGAUCAUAAGGAGAUUCUCCAAUACUGCACCGCAGACGAGAUUGAAGGUAAACCCGGAGGAGCUAAGAAUGGGGUUGAGAGACUAGUUUCAAAAUCUCCGUCUCCGGAAAAAUCUAGGACUCAUAAAAUGAAUAUUAGCUUCUCCGACUCCGAAGAUGAUGAGACUGAGAAUAAGGAUAAUUUGAAGAAUGUUGCUCAAUCCUUUGAUGAUCUGUUUGGUUCCGACAUCUCGGAGAAGAAGGUUGACAACAAGAUUGUCUUCAACAAGGACUCAGACGAAUCAGAUGAUGAGGAGGAGAGUAAGUCAGAGAAAUCAAGCACUAACGUUGACGAAUUGUUGACUGAAUAAAAAAUCAAUCAAAUCAUUUUUGG
Eurytemora carolleeae is the source of this 2402-nucleotide messenger RNA. Its product is annotated as nucleolin. The record is from RefSeq and is a predicted model, not a curated record. Gene Ontology annotation, biological process: chromatin organization; negative regulation of transcription by RNA polymerase II. The transcript has 8 exons. Lineage: Eukaryota; Metazoa; Arthropoda; Copepoda; Calanoida; Temoridae. Bases 124 to 2379 code for a protein of 751 amino acids. Gene Ontology annotation, molecular function: chromatin binding. Gene Ontology annotation, cellular component: pericentric heterochromatin.